AUGCAAAAUCAAGAAUUAGAUCAAUAUCAAGAUGAAUUAUCACAUUUAAAACAACAUGGACAAACUAUGUGUGUUGAAGAUGAUAAUUCUAUGCCAUUACCAUCUGAAAUUCAUCUUCUUCAAUCAAUGAUUACCUUUCUAAAAAGAACAACUGAACGUUCUCAUGAUAUUUAUCUUAAUGAAUGUAAAUUAUAUGAAGAUAUAUUUAAUUUAACAAUGAAACGUCUUAGUCGUUCUAUUCAAGUUGCAUCUACAAGUGAUUAA
Molecule: messenger RNA, 264 nt
Organism: Rotaria sp. Silwood1
Lineage: Eukaryota; Metazoa; Rotifera; Eurotatoria; Philodinida; Philodinidae
Source: the annotation of a GenBank genome assembly